GUUGAUUCAUCAUGUCGGAAAUUUCCCGAUUUUCCGACCUUCUUCGAUAGUGCCCAGCUCGUGAACGAGCACCGGCAAAAACUCAUCACUAUGCGAAGGUCUGGCCCGAUCGUUUUGGCAUGCAACACAGCACUCCGUCCAAGGCCGCAUCAGGCGAAUCAAGGAGACGAUUGACUGGAAUGAUGGAUUCUCCGAAAUCGCCGACACAACAAGCCGCCAGGGAUAGUGGUGUCAACCCACGGGCAAGCAGUCAUACCCCUCAAGAUAGUCGCUCUAUCGGCCCAGGUCGGAAAUCUAAGGCUUGCUUGGAGUGUAAGAAGCUUAAGAUGAAAUGCGAGGUGUUCCCAGGAGAUAGGAAGUGCCGACAUUGCCUCCGUCGCAAUGUCAGUUGCGUUGUGAGGCGGGCCUACAUCGCUGAAGUUGCCGCGGGAAAUGAUCCGCCCAGCUCAGCCGAGACCUAUGAGAAGAAAAUCGACGAAAUGAGGUCUGAGAUCAAGCAUAUGAAAGAAAGUUUAGAUGCUGUCCUAGCAGAAAGCACCAGACAUCAAAUCGCUUGCGUGAACUCUGUUCGUCACAAACACCGGAAUCAAGAGCCGACACCCCAAGCCCCGGUACCGACAGUGCCUCUUUUCUUCGAGAACCGAUCUCCUUCUUAUAGGUCUUUCGAACACAGCAACGCCCCGCCUCUUAGCACACCCGGCAGCAUGACAAGCCCGGCAGGGCUGUCCUCAAGAGAAGAUAACACCCAAAUGGCUAUGACACGAGAAAGUUCACCAUUAACAGUGCCCGACAGCGAGCUCGGUAGCGAGCCAGUUACUUUAGAAGACCCCAUGGGUAGCCUAUAUGAAGUGACGCGGCUUCGCAACAUCCGAAGUAACAGGUCAAAGAUGACGAGACCUCAGCCGGCAAGUCAAGACGAGCUCGAUGACUUCAUCUCCAGGGGCAUCAUCGCCGAAUUAGAGGCAGAAGAGCUCUACGAAAUCUUUCACACUUCCCUCAAUCACUAUCUCUGGGUCGGACUCGAGCAGACCCACCCAUCUUUCAUCUCCGUCCGCAAAUCCUCCGAGUUGCUUACAGCAACAAUCUUGGCCGUUACCGCGCUGCACAUACCAACAUCCGCAGCCACCUUCGAUGUCUGCUACAAGGAGUUCCUCUCAUUGAUCUCUUCCUCCAUGUUCUCACGUUACCAUUCCAUCGACGACGUCCGCGGCCUAUGCAUCGCUGCAUUUUGGCUGUCCGAGGUAUCCUGGAAGCUGUCUGGUCACGCAAUACGCAUCGCGACCGAGCUCAAUCUCCACCAAUCCUUUGCCCGGGCGUUAGAAGGCGACAGAGAGCACUUUCUACGAGCAAGACUCUGGUACAUGCUUUACGUCUGCGAUCACCACUUUAGCAUCGCGUACGGCAGACCACCAAUGAUUGCCGAGAGUAUACAAAUCAGACAACACGAACUCUUCCUAGAAAGUCCCUUUGCCAACGCCCUUGAUGCGAGACUAUUAAGUCAAGUGAACCUGAUGCAAAUACUCACGAGAGUGUACGACCAGUUUUCGGAGAGAAAACUUCCAAAUGUCAGGAAGUUUCGAGGAACUAAAGACUGUAACAGGCAUGUCGGAAGCAGUGAUGUUGAAGGAUCGAAUGGUGAUAUAACGGCUACUAUGCUCACCGAAUCCGACUUGGAGGGUCUUCGCCGGCUCAAUCUUGAGAUCGAUAAGUGGCGGAUACGAUGGCACGCUCGCCAAACACAGAAUUUCUGCAUCGGCAGCUUCCCGCCUCUAGGUAUAAUUCUCUACUCCUACUUUGCGAAACUGCAAGUGAACUCUCUCGCCGUCCGUGGUGUAUCUAUGGUAGCCUCCACACUGUCCACGGAGCGCAAGGAGUUCGCCAACAUGGCUGUCUCCGCCGCCAUCAGCAUCAUCACCUUUGUUCUCGAAGAAGAUGAUAUGCGGAGAGCUCUUGUUGGGACGCCGCUCUAUGUGCAUACAAUGAUCGCUUUUGCUAGCGUGUUCCUGAUGAAGGUUGCCACCAGAUGGAAUUCACUCAUGGGGUUGAAGUUGGAAGAAGCUUACGUUUCCAGCCUCCUCAAGAAGAUGAUCGAAGCUCUGAAGAACGCUGUUACAUCGGAUCGGCAUGUGUUGAAGCACAUUGCCGCUGGCUUGGAGAAGAUGCUGAAUAAGAUGGGCGAAGCAAAGCGGCCGGGACAAAGACUGGAUGAUCCGGGGCCAGCUCAAGAGGAUGCAAACAAGUCGACUGGCGAUGUACACAUCCCUAAUCAUGAGGAUGAUCCGUCCGCGACUGCUGGAAGCUGGCCAAGUUGCUUCCGUGCCUCCGCCGGCGACCAGCUACUUACCCCAGCAACAUGGACCGAGCCUCACGUCCCAAGCAUGAAUAACCAGUUUGAGGAUGAAGGAUGUUUCAACGAUGGAUUGACGUUCAUGAACGACAACUUGAUAUUUGAGGCUUUCGGAACGGGAUCAGCUAACGACGUGUACAACCUCUUGUCUUCUCAAUUUUCCUUGUGAGCUUUCAUACCAAAACUACUCGAGGU
Molecule: messenger RNA, 2542 nt
Organism: Colletotrichum godetiae
Lineage: Eukaryota; Fungi; Ascomycota; Sordariomycetes; Glomerellales; Glomerellaceae
Exons: 4
Coding region: 120-2516 (798 amino acids)
Biological process (GO): DNA-templated transcription; regulation of DNA-templated transcription
Cellular component (GO): nucleus
Molecular function (GO): transcription cis-regulatory region binding; zinc ion binding; DNA-binding transcription factor activity, RNA polymerase II-specific
Source: RefSeq, a predicted model, not a curated record